Doryrhamphus excisus (bluestripe pipefish) is the source of this 1327-nucleotide messenger RNA. RefSeq names its product programmed cell death 2-like (gene pdcd2l). Gene Ontology annotation, biological process: apoptotic process. The record is from RefSeq and is a predicted model, not a curated record. Lineage: Eukaryota; Metazoa; Chordata; Actinopteri; Syngnathiformes; Syngnathidae. Gene Ontology annotation, cellular component: cytoplasm.
ACGAUCUGCCAGUCACAGUUCACCACCAAAUGAAGAAGCCUUAUUUUGAUAGGUCACUUCCGCAAAUGGCUGCUUGAAACGUGUGAUGGCCUCUUCGCGUCAUGAGCCGACGCUUCUCGGCUUGUGCGAUGGAGCGUUUGAUGACAAGAAGUACCAAUCGUCUUUCCUCACCAACAAAAUCGGAGGACUUCCGGACUGGUUACCGUCCCUUCCCCGCAUGUCUCCCCGCUGUAGGAGGUGCUCAUCCCUGCUAGCACAUGUGGUACAGGUGUACUGUCCCCUGGAGGGGUCCCCCUACCACAGAACCAUCCACGUGUUCGCCUGCCCAGCUGAGGAGUGUAAGGGGCGGUCAGAUAACUGGACGGCGCUGCGCUCUCAGAGCCUGGAGGCGGAAGUGAAAGCAGCCCGGAUUUCCAGAAAGCCCGAGCCGGCACAGGAGGCUCUUCUGUCAUCUACAGACUGGUGUGACUCCGCCGAUGACUGGGGCAUAGACGAGGAGGAUGGUGGAACUUUUAAGAUGGACAAGCAGGUCCUGGAAGAGGAACCAGAUGUUCACACUGUGGAUGAGGAUGUUGUCAACAGACUCGACUGUCUCCAUCUUGUAGAGCAGCAGACAGAUAUUCCCGUCCUAUGUCCAUUCUUCAUCAGCGUGGUGGACGAGCUGGAUGUGGCUGCAGAGGAAGACGACCUGGCGCAUGCCCACGAGCUGCUGAGGGACUACGAGAGGAGAGAGGGCGUGGCUGUGGGGACACUGGAUGGCGUCGAAGAGAAGUACGAGAAGAGCCGAGCCCACCACGGUGAUGCUGCCUUCUCCAGGUUCAUGAAAAGGAUCUCGCCAUGUCCGCAGCAGGUCCUGCGUUACUGCCGUGGAGGAGAACCUCUCUUUAUCUCCGAGCCGCCAGCCAACAUGGGCAAGCUGGUGACGCUGUGCGGAUCUUGCGGAGGCCCACGGAUAUUGGAGCUGCAGCUGAUGCCUGCUCUUGUCAGCCUGCUGCGCUGGAAGGAUGGUGGGGGUGUGACCGAGCUGGAAUUUGGGACGGUUCUAGUUUAUACUUGCACCGAGAGCUGCAGGAUGUCCGAGUCCCAACAAUUGGUGGACGAGUUCUGCUUUGUUCAGAUGGACCCGGACCAGCAGCUUUUCAAAUGAAUAUUUGCAUGAAUAUUCAUCAAUAUUCAUGCAUGAAUUAAGAAAACACAAAGCCACUUUUUGUUGGACUUGUCUAAUUCAGCCUCACAGCAACACAGCAUUCACAUGAUCCAGCAGAGGAAGCAUAAGAAAGUAUCAAAAAUAAAUUUCUAACUGGCCAAUAAAAAGUUUUUAAAACAU